This is a messenger RNA of Staurois parvus, 331 nucleotides long. The record is from the annotation of a GenBank genome assembly. Lineage: Eukaryota; Metazoa; Chordata; Amphibia; Anura; Ranidae.
GAUGACCAGAGACUGCGGACACGGUACAGGAGAUGACCAGAGACUGCGGACACGGUACAGGGGAUGACCAGAAACUGCGGACACGGUACAGGGGAUGACCAGAGACUGCGUACACAGUACAGGAGAUGACCAGAGACUGCGGACACGGUACAGGGGAUGACCAGAGACUGUGGACACAGUACAGGGGAUGGCCAGAGACUGCAGACACGGUACAGGGGAUGACCAGAGACUGUGGACACGGUACAGGGGAUGACCAGAGACUGCGGACGUAGUACAGGGGAUGACCAGAAACUGCGGACUAGUACAGGGGAUGACCAGAGACUGCGGACAG